Molecule: messenger RNA, 528 nt
Organism: Cyclocybe aegerita
Lineage: Eukaryota; Fungi; Basidiomycota; Agaricomycetes; Agaricales; Hemipholiotaceae
Source: the annotation of a GenBank genome assembly
AUGACCCACUGGCAGCAAGGUCAAGGGAUCCUCACUGACUGGGAUUUAACCAACAGGGACAGGGCUUCUAGAGGUGAAUCUUCCCAACCGAUGCAAGGCAUGAGGUCUCUUUAUCGUAUGCAAUUCCUGAUUUCGUUAUGCGUGCUAUACGAGGGGAACGUGGCAUUUUAUGUCAAGCGGUCUCCUCAGUUCCCGGGUUCAUUAAACAACACACCCUUCAAGCCCGAACACAGGGUUCAGGAUAUCAUUGUCACGACUUUCGACGAAUCGACAUACAAGACUUUUAUUGACCUUUAUACAGGUGGUUCUGAAAAGUCAUGUAUGAUCUUGUUCCGGAAUCAGCUCAGUGUCCUUGAGCUAACCGAUAAUGCUCCAUUGACAAUACGCGCAGCGACACUACCGGGAUCGCAAUUCAAUUCCACCAUUUUCCCUCUUGACACCGAUAAGUUCGCAAGUCAUGAUUAUCUCCUGGAGCUGUCCUUGACUGCCCUCGCUGCAUCCGACGCUGGCUCCGGAGAGGCUUGCUAA